This is a messenger RNA of Lycium ferocissimum, 1341 nucleotides long. RefSeq names its product transcription factor SPATULA-like. The coding region runs from base 132 to 1040 and encodes 302 amino acids. Gene Ontology annotation, molecular function: protein dimerization activity. The record is from RefSeq and is a predicted model, not a curated record. NCBI's taxonomy places the organism in Eukaryota, Viridiplantae, Streptophyta, Magnoliopsida, Solanales, Solanaceae. Gene Ontology annotation, cellular component: nucleus. The transcript has 6 exons.
UAAUCACCCAUCACACUUAUUAAGACCCUGUGUGUGUCCUCCAUAGUCAAAACUGAAACCCAAAACCCAAUACGACACGCAUAUACAAUUCUGUAACAGAUGAUCACUUUGUGAUAUGGUGGUUGGUGCCAAUGGGGGAUCCGUACAGAACAAACCCGAACCCGAACUCUCUAGAAUCGGAAGACAUGUCUUCUUUCUUUCUCAAUUUUCUUCAAGCUAGUUCAUCCACCACUCCGGCGACUGGUUUUUAUAACCGAUCGGCACCGGAGUCAUCUUCUGGCCUUAAUUUCUCCGAUCCCGCCCGAUUUUAUGCCGCUGGGGAAUUUAAGGAAGGUGUUGAGAAUGUAUUUGCGUCUGCUGGCCUCGGGGACUGUGCCGAUCGGACCGAGUUUCUAGAAGAUGAUAAGGUCGAUAACUUCGGUUUCAGUAGCGAGGAAUGUGAUGGACUUGACAUGCCAAAUAAUCAGAAUCAUCCACGUUCUUCAAAGAGGAGUAGAUCUGCUGAAGUUCAUAAUUUGUCCGAGAAGAGGAGAAGGAGUAAGAUCAAUGAGAAACUGAAAGCAUUGCAGAACCUCAUCCCAAAUUCUAACAAAACUGACAAGGCAUCUAUGCUUGAUGAAGCCAUUGAGUAUCUGAAGCAACUUCAAUUGCAAGUUCAGAUGCUUACCUUGAGGAAUGGAUUGAGUUUAUACCCUGGAUAUGUUCCCGGAUCUUUGCAGUCAAUGCAACCUCCAUCUGGCAAUGAAUUUGAUGGGAGAAGUUUUAUGCUGAGUGCAAAUGGAGGAGCUACACUUCCUGCGAAUCGAGAAAUGCUGCAGACUGCAUUUGAAAUUUCCGAUCACAAUCCGUCAGGCAAACCAACAAUAACCUCACAUAAUACAGAAAACGCAAUAGCUUUUGAAACUACAAUUCAGAAUCAUUAUGGACUUCUUAACCAUUUGGCAUCUUCUAAGGACAUGUGCCGAGACAAUGCACUAUCAAGAUUGCAUUUAGAUAUGAGUUGUUCUGGAAACAAUUCAUCAUCAGGGGUGUCGUCUUAACCAAAAUUUCAAAGGAUCAAAUACUUGAGGAGUUGGUGUAGAGGAAAUAACUAUUGUUACUGCGAAACUCCAAUUGUUUGUACAUCUCAUAAGUUAAAUUGCCUCAUGGUCACUGAGGUAAAAUGAUCCUUAAUUGUUAUGCUCAAUGAGCAUGAACGGAACUGUGCUUUUGUAACUGUUGAAACUUAAGACUUGACAAGAUAACUAGUGUUGACAAAAUAACCAUUCAAACUUUUUCAGAUAGUUUUCAAGUUCUUCUAUUGUCAUACGUGAAAAUGAAAAUGUACUACUGUCUUAAAUA